UCAGUGUUAUGGAGCUUUGGGAGGAACUGUGGACAUACAAUUUAUGGAAAACACCUCAGAAAUACCCAGAUACUUCUUGUUAAAGGAUUCAUUAAAAAUACUAGACGUGAGAAGGACAUUUAAGUUUUUUUCUAAUACCAUAGAACACAGAUCUCUCAUUUUUCCCAGCAAUGGGACAUUUAGGAUCAGUGAUAUGAGCAGGAAUGACAGUGGUAAUUACAGCCUUCAAACCUUUGAUUCAAAAGGAACGGCAUCAAACGAGCGGACCUUACGGCUGUUAAUUCAUGCUCCUGUGUCCUCCGUCCUGCUGGUCUCUGAGUGUCUGUCCCAGGGAGAGAUGAGGGUGUCCUGCUCCUCUGAGGGAGGGGACAGUCCUCAGUACAGCUGGACUCUGGAUGGACGCACACUGACAGAUGCUGAGCUCCUUUCUGGAAAUAAUGAGAGUAACAUCAUCACACUGAAACAGCACGUCUCAGGACGUCUGGUCUGCUCAGUCAGGAACAACGUCAGUAAUGCCUUCAAAGAAGAGAAAAUAUCUACCUGUGAUAACUUCUUGCUUAUAUGUGGUUUGCGAGCAGUCGCGGUAAUUCUCUUAUUAACUGGGAUUUCCAUUUACUUUGCUUGGAAGAAAAAGAGAACUGAAAAAGAUGAAGCCUCUGCUCUCUCGCAAACGACGGAAUAUCCAGAAAACUCUGUUUUGAUGGUUGAAAGGAGAAACUCUACUUCUUGCACCAACACAUAGUGUCAUCUUUCAUCUGCUGAAAUUUCACAUCUCUGUGGGUGUGAAAAUAACAUAUAGCAUAUGUUUUUAUUCAUUAAUCAUAUUUUACAUUUACACAGCUUAUACUGGAUU
Oreochromis aureus is the source of this 853-nucleotide messenger RNA. Its product is annotated as hepatocyte cell adhesion molecule-like. Lineage: Eukaryota; Metazoa; Chordata; Actinopteri; Cichliformes; Cichlidae. The record is from RefSeq and is a predicted model, not a curated record. The coding region runs from base 44 to 742 and encodes 232 amino acids. The transcript has 3 exons.